Molecule: messenger RNA, 2391 nt
Organism: Diaporthe citri
Lineage: Eukaryota; Fungi; Ascomycota; Sordariomycetes; Diaporthales; Diaporthaceae
Exons: 8
Coding region: 1-2391 (796 amino acids)
Biological process (GO): positive regulation of mitotic recombination; nucleotide-excision repair; transcription by RNA polymerase II
Cellular component (GO): nucleus
Molecular function (GO): ATP binding; damaged DNA binding; DNA helicase activity
Source: RefSeq, a predicted model, not a curated record
AUGAGGUUUAACAUCGAUGAUCUGCCCGUUCUCUUCCCGUACCCUCGCAUCUAUCCCGAGCAAUAUGCCUACAUGUGUGAUCUAAAAAAAACCCUCGAUGCUGGUGGUCACUCGGUCUUGGAGAUGCCCUCGGGCACCGGCAAGACCGUCUCGCUGCUGUCGCUCAUCGUUGCCUACCAACAGUAUUAUCCAGAGAGUCGGAAGCUGAUAUACUGCUCCCGUACUAUGUCCGAGAUCGAGAAGGCACUGGCCGAAUUGAAGGCUCUGAUGAAGUACCGCACCGAGCAGCUGGGCUAUGAGGAGGAGUUCAGGGCAGUCGGCUUGUCAAGUCGGAAGAACCUUUGUCUCCACCCCUCGGUCAAGCGUGAGAAGAGCGGCGCCGUCGUCGACGCCCGGUGCCGCAGCUUGACCGCGGGCUUUGUCAAGGAGAAGAAGGAACGUGGUGAAGAUGUGGACCUUUGCGUCUAUCAUGAUAAUCUGGACCUUCUCGAGGCCCACAACCUGAUACCGAAUGGCGUCUGGACAUUUGAGGGCCUCCUCCGCUAUGGCGAGCAACACAAGCAAUGCCCCUAUUUCACAGCUCGUCGCAUGAUGCAAUUUUGCAACGUCAUCAUCUACUCGUAUCACUAUCUGUUGGAUCCCAAGAUUGCCGAGCGCGUCUCAAAGGACCUGUCCAAGGACUGUAUUGUCGUGUUUGACGAGGCCCACAACAUCGACAACGUCUGCAUCGAAUCCCUCAGCACUGACAUCACCGAGGACUCGCUGAGGAAGGCUACGCGCGGAGCGCAGAACCUCGAGAGGAAGAUCACCGAGAUGCGAGAGACCGAUCAGAAGGCGCUCGAGAACGAGUAUGAGAAGCUUGUAAAAGGCUUGAGGGAUGCGGACGAGGCCCGCGACGAAGGCUCCCUUAUGGCGAACCCGGUGCUUCCAGAGGACUUGCUCAAGGAGGCGGUCCCGGGAAACAUUAGGAGGGCGGAGCACUUUGUGGCAUUCUUGAAGCGCUUCAUCGAAUACCUCAAGACACGCAUGAAGGUCCGGCAAGUCAUCUCGGAAACGCCGCCUUCCUUCCUGUCACACCUCAAGGAGUACACUUUCAUCGAGAAGAAGCCACUGAGGUUCUGUGCCGAACGUCUGACAUCCCUGGUGCGGACGCUCGAGCUCACCAACAUCGAGGACUAUCAACCUCUGCAGGAGGUGGCCACAUUUGCGACCUUGGUCGCCACUUACGAGAAGGGAUUCCUCCUCAUUCUAGAGCCGUACGAGUCUGACACGGCUGAAGUGCCCAAUCCCAUCCUCCACUUCACGUGCCUGGACGCAGCCAUCGCUAUCAAGCCGGUCUUUGAGCGCUUUUCCUCUGUCAUCAUCACAUCUGGCACCAUCUCGCCCCUUGAGAUAUACCCCAAAAUGCUCGGUUUCUCCACCGUGGUGCAAGAGUCCUACAGCAUGACCCUGGCGCGGAAGUCGUUCCUGCCCAUGAUCGUCACGCGUGGCAGCGACCAGGCUGCCAUUUCCACGAGCUUCCAAGUGCGCAACGAGCCGAGCGUAGUGCGCAACUACGGCAACCUCCUGACCGAAUUCGCAAAAAUCACGCCAGACGGCCUGGUCGUCUUCUUCCCUUCUUACCUGUACAUGGAGUCCAUCAUCAGCAUGUGGCAGGGCAUGGGAAUCCUCAACGAGGUGUGGAAGUACAAACUCAUUCUUGUUGAGACGCCCGAUGCUCAGGAGACCUCCCUGGCCCUCGAGACCUACCGGACCGCAUGCUGCAAUGGCCGUGGCGCCGUUUUACUUUGCGUCGCCCGAGGCAAAGUCUCGGAAGGGAUCGACUUCGACCACCAGUACGGACGCACUGUGCUGUGCGUUGGUGUCCCGUUCCAGUACACAGAAUCUCGUAUCCUCAAGGCACGUCUCGAGUUCCUCAGGGAGACGUACCGCAUACGCGAGAAUGACUUUCUUUCUUUCGACGCCAUGCGCCAUGCUGCUCAGUGUCUGGGACGAGUGCUCCGAGGCAAGGAUGAUUAUGGUAUCAUGGUUUUAGCAGACAGACGGUUUCAGAAGAAGCGCACGCAGCUCCCCAAGUGGAUCAACCAGGCGCUUCUCGGUGCUGAUAGUAAUCUGAGUACAGACAUGGCCGUCAGCAGCGCAAGACGGUUCCUGAGGGGCAUGGCCCAACCUUUCAGGGCAAAGGACCAGGAGGGUAUUAGUACGUGGAGCCUUGCCGACCUCAAAAAGCAUCAGGAGGACUUGGACGAGCAGCGUAUACAGGAACUACAGGACGCGCAGGCCAACGGGAACAGCGCGCUGCCUCGGGAUAUACGGGCGGAAGGCGAUUCCGACAACUAUAUGGAUGAUGACAUGGACGAUGGCAUGAUGGAGCUCGACAACGAGAUUUAA